CGUCGAUUUCCCUCAUCCUUGCGCGGCGAUAUGUAAGGAGACUGCCAGCUGGCAUGGCGGGGCAUAGCUGUAACUUUCCUGCUUUUUUGAAGAAGAGAAAUGGCGGCUUGGCACUGGGCCUUCACUUCCGAAGUUGGUGCAGGCGCCGUUGCAAAAAGCUGGUGAUGAGAUGCUGCUUUAAAGAGUGAAUGCCAGCUAAAAAGGGUGCAGAGCUUGUGAUUGCGCUGAUGACUGCAAAUCUCCAUUUUAUGUGUAGCUCAGCCUCCGAGUCCGCCUGUGGUAUUCCAGCGGGAGACACCUAGAAUGUAAGAGCAUUUAAGGAAUUUGAGUUCAUGGGAAGCUCAAGCAGGCAUCCUGGCAAAACAUCAGGAAGAAUCGACUGAUCAUCCGUGCUUACUUGCAUUGAAAGACGGCAGGGUGUGUUGGAGGAGGGAGACGCAUACAACCAUGCCAGGAAUGAAUGCAUCUGUGAAGUUCCGGGAUGGCCAGCGACCUCUAUUUAAGCUCAAAAUGCCCAUGACCAUGUUCGGCGUUCCACUGCAAUCGGGGGUCACGGUCGGCGAUGGCGAAGACUUUGGCUUCCAUCUAGGUACUGCUUUUGCAUUCGGCCCGACGUGGAGGGUGAAGUACAACCCCAACGAUGGGAACCCUCCUGCGCUUGAGAUCAAGACGGGCUUAGGUCGCUGGGGGUCGAACAAGAACGCCGCUCUUCAGGUCUCUGCGGAGUGGGACUUGGCCGAUAUGAGGGGGGGCGGCAAUGGCCGCUUCAUGCUGAGAGUGAAACCAAGACUUGGGGACUUCUCCUUACGACACCAAAGCAUCUCGGGGUACAGCGGCGAACCUGAAGAGGAGAAGGAAGCCGGAGCAGAGGCCAGGCCGCACAGCGAGGCGAGGCAAGACGCCAGCCCAGACUCUCCCGCGUCAAGAACGGGCUCAGAGAACGGGAACGCGUCGGAGGACAGUCUGGUCGUCGUGGAUGGGGCGGACUCGUCGUCCGCAAUGGAGGCGCGAGAGGGGCCACCGGCGAAGCAAGGAGUGCAGCGGUCGAUUGGCGCCAUGCGGCGAGGCGCCUGGUACCUGAACGUGCACAGUAGACUGCCCCUCGGCAGCAAGGCGAACGCCCGCGUGCGGUGGGCUGUCAAAGUGCCCAAUGAGAUGUUCUCGUCUCCAGCUCGAGGAUUUGGCGCGCUCGACCUGAACCACCGCCCGACGCUGGUGCUCGAGAAGCUGAGCAUCGAGACGCGCGAGCGGCGCAGCCUGUCGUUCCAGAAGAACAUCUACGAGCACCGCCCGCACCCGCGGCGGCCGCGACGGGAGGCGCUGCCGGCGCCGGACACGGACAGGGAGCUGAACGUGCUCAAGGAGGACCUGGCGCGGGUCAAGUCAACAACGUCCAACUCCCGGAGCAUCCAGAAACUAGAGUCGGAGAACUUUGACCUGCGGAGCGCGCUCGACGACCUCAAGGCGCAAUUCGCCAGGGGGAAGCCGCGCGGGGGGCCCACUUCGUCGCCUGCUUCCGUGAUUUUGCGCGAGGAGGCGAUGCUGCGCUCCCAGCUGAAGCACCUGGAGGAGGAGGAGGAGCGGGGCCGGCGGGAGCGGCCGCGGCAGCAGGAGCCGCGGCGGGUGCAGGAGGAGCGCGAAGACGACGGGGACGAGCCUGCGCAGGACGAUUCUGAUAUCAGUGCGAAACUGCGACAGGCGUUGAUGCAACGAGGAAGUCGCCGGUGAUCAGACAAGAUCUGAUGCAAAAGUUGUGGCCAGACAACGGGCAAGUGUCGUGUAUAUAUUCUUGAAUGUUUGUGGUGGUUCAGUCCACGCGGUUCCGAGGUUUGAGCAAGGGAAUCUGCUUUCGAGAACCCUUUCAAACAUUUUUAAGCGUCUCAUUGAAGGUAUCUCUCCAGAAGGCGUAUCCUCAACGUUUGGCCGUGCUUUUCCGUUCGAAAGUUGUGAGGGCGACAUUCAAAACAAUACUAUUCAUGAGUCAUGGCAUAUGUCAAUAUGGUACUACUUAUUGCGAGCUGAGG
Molecule: messenger RNA, 2024 nt
Organism: Klebsormidium nitens
Lineage: Eukaryota; Viridiplantae; Streptophyta; Klebsormidiophyceae; Klebsormidiales; Klebsormidiaceae
Source: the annotation of a GenBank genome assembly